Molecule: messenger RNA, 1905 nt
Organism: Paramecium sonneborni
Lineage: Eukaryota; Ciliophora; Oligohymenophorea; Peniculida; Parameciidae
Source: the annotation of a GenBank genome assembly
CUACUAAACGUUUUACUAUUGAGUAAAUAAAAUAACAUAAGUGGUGGCAAAUUUGGAAAUCAGAAGUAUCUAUUUAUAUUUAUAUAGAAUGUAUAAAUGACUCCUUUUAAAUCAUCCAUUAAUAAAAUCUCAUGUACACUUUUGCCUAACAGCAUAUAUAAUUAUUGUCUCAAAAAAAAUAUUGAAAGAAAUAUUUCUGANACUAUAUAAUCAUUCGUUUUAUUAUUUAAAAUAUAGUUAUUAGUCAUUUCCUACAUUAAUUUGAAUGUUGAUUAAUCUAGACUAAAUGUUUAGUAAAUGAGUUAUAGUUGUUGUUGGAGAGAAUCUGUGUCCAUAAUAUUUGAAUUUGAAUAAAUUAAUAUUUAUUAUGACUGAAUUGGGAAAUUAUCUGAUAGGUAUUUAUUAUAAAGUGAUUUAUCAUUAAAGGUAAAACAAUAGGAGAAGGAACAUUUGGAAAGGUGUGUUAUGCUAAACAUUAAGUGUUGGCUCAUGAUGUGGCUGUAAAGAUUUUAGAAAAGAAAAGAAUCAAUGAUGAAUUAGAUAUUGAGAGAGUAAAGAGAGAAAUUACAAUAUUACAGAUGCUGCAUCAUCCAAAUGUUGUAUAGCUCUAUGAAGUUUCUCAAUUAUUUAUAUUUAGAUGAUUGAAACUGAUACUCAUAUUUAUUUAUUUAUGGAAUAUGCAAAUGGAGGAGAAUUAUUUGAUUAUAUUGAUUUAAAGAAAAGGUACUUUUAAAAUAAUCUCAUUAGAAUAAAUAAAGUUGAAGCAUGUAAAUUCUUACAUGAAUUAAUUUCAGCUAUUUAAUAUAUUCAUGAAUUGAGAAUAGUACAUAGAGAUUUAAAGCCAGAAAAUCUGCUUUUGACAACUCAAAAGAAUAUUCUAGUUGUAGAUUUUGGACUUAGCAACAUGUAUGAAGAUACUCUCAAAACAGCUUGUGGCAGUCCAUGUUAUGCUGCUCCAGAAAUGAUACAAGGAAAACCUUAUUAUGGAUUAUAAACAGAUAUUUGGAGUUGUGGAGUUAUUUUAUAUGCUAUGUUAUGUGGAUAUCUACCUUUUGAGGAUAAUAAUACAUAGGUUUUACCCAAGAUAUGUUUCAUUAGAUGGAAAAGACCUUAUAAAGAACAUUCUCACUGUUGACCCUACUAAACGUUUUACUAUUGAGUAAAUAAAAUAACAUAAGUGGUGGCAAAUUUGGAAAUCAGAAGUAUCUAUUUAUAUUUAUAUAGAAUGUAUAAAUGACUCCUUUUAAAUCAUCCAUUAAUAAAAUCUCAUGUACACUUUUGCCUAACAGCAUAUAUAAUUAUUGUCUCAAAAAAAAUAUUGAAAGAAAUAUUUCUGAAGAUGUCAAAACUUGUUGUGAUACUGCUCAAUAAUCUAUUGAUAUACAAUUCAUAGAUAAAGAUGAUUUUAUUUACAAAUCUAAUAUUAAAGAAGAAUCUAUUAUUUAAGAUCCUAUCUUUCUAAAUCCUAUCCCUGAGUAAUUUGAUCAAUGUUUAGAUUAAUAAUUACUUAAUGUUCAAGAUUAGUAUCAAUUUUAAUAGUCUAUGAAAUCAUUAACAAGAUAAAAAUCAAGUUAAUCCAUUUAAUCUAUUAAACAUCUAUAAACAUAAAUUGAUUCUCCGUUAAAACCAUAAAAUAUUACUAUUACGAAAAAAAUAAUCAAUCCCUACUCAAUAAUAAAUCACAUAAAUUAAUAAAUUUAUUCCAAAAAAACCUUAAUAACAACCAUUUUAAUAAUAAUUAUAAAAAAAGAAACCUCACUCUAAAACCGGACCUUCUAAAUCUUUACAUCAACCUCAAAAUUUAGACAGUAAAUUUAUUAAAUUACCUAAUACUCCAAGUACAAAAAAAGAUAUUAAUAAUCCAUCUAUUUAUUCAACAUAUACAAAUUAUCAAUUAAAAACUGA